Molecule: messenger RNA, 396 nt
Organism: Puccinia graminis f. sp. tritici CRL 75-36-700-3
Lineage: Eukaryota; Fungi; Basidiomycota; Pucciniomycetes; Pucciniales; Pucciniaceae
Exons: 2
Coding region: 1-396 (131 amino acids)
Source: RefSeq, a predicted model, not a curated record
AUGCUUUUCAGUAAGACUUCCUUAGCAUGCAUCGUGCUGUACGCCUUAGGGGCCAGUCAAUUGGUACUAUCUACCUCUAUUGAAGGUGCACGAAGAUUUAUCUGUGUGAACACGCACCAGGAACUCGUGGACAAAUACCCUCAGCAGAACCAACACGCAGCGCUCGAAAUGACGUCCGACUUUGCGAGGGUUAUUUCGACAUUAACCCGUCCUGAUAUGAUCGACGUUGCGGAUGAACAGGUUAGAGGGCUCAAGUCGAGAAUUCCGCAAUUGACGCACCAGGCGAGACAAAUCAGUCCAGAAUUCUCUGCCGACUUUACACAAGUAUUAGCGAACUUGGCUAGACAAUAUACGGAAAAGUCAAUCCUACUCAAGUCCAAUGCGAGGAAAGUAUGA